UACGUGACUGUUAGCUAUACGUUGCACUUGAUGUUAACCUAACAUAAAUGUUAUUCGUUAAUGUUUAUAAAAAAUGGGCAAUGAAGGCAGCAAAUUAAAAGGGCUAAUAAUUGACAAAAAUGCCGUCGAAGUUAAUGAUUUUUGGGCCCUAUAUAAUGCCGAGUCGCCAACAACAUGCAACGAGGAAGGAAGCGAUGGCCAGCUACUGUCCAUAUUCAAGGGUGAGGUUCUAGUAAAGGGCCAGCUAUGGGCAGCCCAAGGGCCAAUGGAGCGUGCCAUUAAGAACCUGAUGAUCUAUCGCCAUCCGUACAUACUUAAAUAUAUGUCAACCUGGGAUCAGUCCGGACAAAAACAUUUGGCCACGGAGCGCGUGAGGCCGUUAAGCGAUGUGCUUGCUCAGCAGAGUCCGAUACAAGUGUGCCUCGGCCUGCGCACCAUAUUAUGUAGUCUGAUAUUUCUCAUCGAAAAGGCACUGGCACGACAUCUCAACAUUUGCACACAGUCAAUUUACGUGACCGACAAGGGCAGCUGGCGCUUGGCCGGCUUUGAGUACGUGUGGAAGGCCAAGGAUUUGAAUAAAGAGGUCUUAGAGCUGGCGCACAGUUUCCGGCAGCCCCUGGCAAUAGACUCCACCAAUUCCGAGCUGGGUCUGGAACAGUUUGCCUUUGCCACGCUCUGCGAGCAAAUACUGGACAACUGUGGAGCGGUCAGCACGCCGCAUGUACAGGAAUUUCGGGAUUAUUGUAGCACACACUUGAAGCAUCAAAACAUCGAGCUGCGUCCCAAGCUGUCUGCUGUGCUACUGCAUCCGUAUUUCAACCAUGAGUUCGUCCUAAUACAUUCCUUUCUCUUUGAGCUGCCGCUGAAGUCUGUGCAGGAGCGUCAACAAUUCUUCAGCAAUUUAAUCGAGCGUCUGCGCUGCUUCGACGAACAGGUCGUUGCCUCUCAAUUGGCCAGCGAUCUGCUCUCACGAAUGGUGCUGCUAGAUCCCACCGCCCAGCACUGCGUCACACCGUAUGUGCUGCGCACCAAGACAGAGAAUGGCACCACGGCUCUGUUUUCCCCACAGACCUAUUUGCAGUAUCUGCUGCCGCAUAUACUGAAAAUGUUUCGCCUGCGCGAUGCACAGAUUAGACUCAUUCUGCUGGACUAUUUCAUGGAGUACGUGCGUCUGCUGAGUGACGAGCAAUUGCAGUCUGAGAUCUUACCGCAUUUACAGAUGGGCAUGAACGAUACCAACGAUGUGCUUGUAGCCAAGACAUUGCGUUCCCUGGCCGAUCUCGUGCCCAUUUUAGGCGGAGCCACUGUGCUCGGUGGGGAUAGAAGGCGCUGCUUUUCGGAUGGAAGGCCGCAUGCCGCCGUAUCUACGGACUGCAGCACACCUUGGACAGAGCCACGGUCCAUAACGCCGCUCAUGAAUGGCAGCGCCGUGGAUGCAGUUGAUUAUAUGGUGUCCGGCAGUCCGUUGCCAGUUGAGAGUAAUGUGGCGCCAAUGCCACUGCGUCUGAGUCCUGAUGGCGGCGAGGACGAUAAGAGCGUUACAAAUUUAAGCGAAAAACCCCUGGAGCUGAGCCAAGGCAGCAGUCCCGACAGCAGCUCCGGCAAUGCUGACAGCUCCACCAGCAGUGCGGCGCAUGAACAGACGCUGGUCAAUGAUGAGGAGGAGGCCUGGUCCGAUUGGGACAAUACGGAUGAGCUGCAGCGUCUGAAUGUCAAACAGGAGGCCAUGGAUGAGCUAAAUCUAAACAAUGUGGAAACGAAUAGCAGCACCUCCACACAGGCCACACAGCCUUCGCUUGCCGACUCUUUCCGCACCGCCUGCUCCAGCGUCUCCACGGACCCAAAGAAACCAAUCCCGCCGCCACCGAUCAACCGGCAGCUCAUUGAUGAUCUCAGUGCGCUGGACAUUCAAGUGCAGCUGACAACGCCGGCCAAUAGCUCCGAGCCGGCUGAAUUUGAUUUUUUCAAGGACAUGGAACCGAUCAUUGAGACAAAGAAGACCGUCAGCAGCGAACCGGAGGUCGUGCAAAUCGAUGCCAGUCGUUUUGCGGCCACAUCAAUUGGCUCCAAUGAUCAUGAUGUGGAUGACGCAGGGGAUCAGGGCUGGGGCCACGACGAGGACGAGGACGAUGUCGUCUGGGGUAGCAAUGGGCAGACAACCAAUGUCACUUAAUUAUUUUAAGCUUUAAAUAAUCAGCAGCCGUUUCUUUUUCCAUGUAUUUAUCCUCACUUUGCCCAGGUUGAAAAUUUCGAGUUUCUUGUGUUUUAAUUUUAAGUACAUAUUUGUACAUAAAUAUAUAUUAAAUUCCAAUACGCAAGGGCAGCGUAUAAUUAUAUGUACAUAUAUGCAUAUUUUUUUCUAGAAUAUUUUCUAAUGUCCUAUUUUAUAUUUCAAUGCAUUUCUAAAGGGUUAUUUUAAUAAUUUUCAUAAAGCUUGUAACGCAUUAAAGAAAUCAAUAGCUCUGUAGAGCUAAUUA
Drosophila montana is the source of this 2477-nucleotide messenger RNA. RefSeq names its product protein-associating with the carboxyl-terminal domain of ezrin. The record is from RefSeq and is a predicted model, not a curated record. NCBI's taxonomy places the organism in Eukaryota, Metazoa, Arthropoda, Insecta, Diptera, Drosophilidae. The transcript has 2 exons. The coding region runs from base 74 to 2173 and encodes 699 amino acids.